AUGCCGAAAAGAAAGGCUAAGCAUUCUGGAUGGACAUAUGGGAAACGACAAAAGAUUCCAAUCAAUUUGGGUGAUAAGGAAGAGAAUCAUUCGGAGGAGGAUCAGAUCAGUCAGCUACCAGAUGUCAUUCUAAUUAGCAUUCUUUCCCUAUUGGGUAUUAGGGAUGCAGCAAGAACUUGUGUCCUCUCUAAGAGGUGGGUCUCUCUGUGGAAACAGAUUACGUGUCUCAACUUCGAUGAUAUAGAUGCAUUAUCCAAACCACAGAAGAAAAGAAGGCAACGAGUGAAAAUAACAUCUAGUUACAAUUGGGUGAAUCAAGUCUUGCAAUUGCACCAUGGUCCAUCCUUAGAUGAAUUCAAAAUUCGUUCUUCCUCACUCGAUUGCAGUCCUAGUAGUUCUGAAAUCAACAAUUGGAUUGAAUUUGCAAUGUGGAGGAGAGUUAAAGGCCUUGAGAUAGAUUUGGAAGCAGGCAGACGGUCUCGUUUUUCUUCUCCCAGUUAUACCUUUCCAGAUAAGCCAUUUAGAAGCCCUUUUGGUAUUUCCUGCAUCAAGUCCCUUAAACACCUCUCUUUGUCCUUUGUAAAUAUAACCGGCGAACUUGUUGAGCAUUUUCUAUCCUAUUGUGAACUCCUUGAGCAUCUCUCCGUUUCUUGCUCAGAUCAAUUAGUAAAUUUUAAAGUUGCUGGUUCAUCACUCCGGUUGAAGUUCCUACAAAUAAGUGAGUGUACGUCUUUAGGAUUAGUUGAGAUUUGGGCUCCUAAUCUCGUGUCAUUUAUUUAUAAGGGAAUGUUGGGUUUUUGUGACUGUAUUCGUUUGAGGCAUGCACCCUUGCUUGUUAAUGUAUCUCUUGCAGAAAGUACUAGGUCUAUAAUUGCACCUUUUCUUUCGGUUAAAAGUUGUAUUCCUCAGCUGGUGACUCUCAACUUGCACAUGAAUAUGAAUUCGAGAGGAGGGGUGUGGCUCCCAGAAUUUCCAGAAUUUACUUGUCUCAAGGACUUAUCAAUGAGUGUUAUCGCAACUGAUCGGCUAAGCCUCCUUGCUUUGACUAAACUGAUAGAGCGGUCUCCUUUCUUGCAUAGAUUUACAUUGAAGUUAAGAUGGGUACGUGACUCGUGUCAGAGGAAUAUGCAGAAGGUUAAUAAAUGUCCUCAUCAGUGCCUUAAGGUGGUGAAAUUUUCUGGGUUCGUUGGGUCUAUUAUCGACACUGAGCUUGCCACGUACUUCACUGAGAAUGCCAUUGCGCUUGAGACGUUUAUCGUCGAUCUCAAAAAGGUUGUCGUUGAAGAAUCCACUCCAUUGUCUGAAUUUGUUACAACCCAGAAAAAAAUGAGGGCAAUAAGAAAGCGGGCCUUGCAGAUUGGAGAAAAACUACCUCCAGGAGCUGAGUUAAUUGUUUUGUGA
Messenger RNA from Prunus armeniaca (apricot), 1401 nucleotides. NCBI's taxonomy places the organism in Eukaryota, Viridiplantae, Streptophyta, Magnoliopsida, Rosales, Rosaceae. The record is from the annotation of a GenBank genome assembly.